CGCGCCUAGACUGUGCCUGCAUCCCUCAUCGCUCGGCUCGAUCGCUGAUCAGUUCUGCGGCCGGCGACGUGUGCUAGCUCACGACGACGACAUGGGCUCGGCGGUGAAGAUCGGGACGUGGGGCGGCGACGGCGGGAGCCCCUGCGACAUCACGGUGGCGCCGCGGCGGCUGGAGAGCAUCACCAUCCGCUGGGGCAAGGUCCUCGACUGGAUCGCCUUCUCCUACCGGGACCAGAGCGGGGAGCUGCACACCGCCGGCCCCUGGGGCGGCAACGGCAAAGGAGAGGGCACGGAGACGAUCACACUGGAGGCCUCGGAGUAUGUAACGGGAGUGGCCUGGUCCGUGGGCCCGUUCAAGUUCAAGAACGUGGAGCGCUGCAUCACCUCCUUCAAGGUCGUGACCAACCUCCGCAGCUACGGCCCUUUCGGCCACGGGGUGGACAGCACGCACCACAGCUUGCCCGUGCUCGACGGCAGCGUCGUCGGCAUGUUCGCCCGCGCAGGGGAUUUUCUCGACGCCAUCGGCUUCUACGUUCUCCCAGAUGCCCUCCCUGCUCUAAAACCGACGACGGACCCUGCUGAACAAGAAGAAAAAGAAAAGGAUUCUGGCCAUCAACAGAAUGGGAAGGCAAAAUCUAACCAAGAAGAAAACGAGGACUCCAAAAACGAGAAGGAUAAACCCUUGUCGUAGUUCGUUUUCUACGACAAAAAAUGAAUCCUAAUCUUUGUCGGAUAUCUAUUUGUGCUCUUGUUGUGAGUCUCUUCAGCUAUUGUUCCAACUAUUAUUAAUAUAUGUACAUGCGUGGGAGCUAUGCAUUGUAAUAAUCAAUUUUCAGAAAAUAAAGAGUAUUUUCCCU
This is a messenger RNA of Zea mays, 857 nucleotides long. RefSeq lists its product as uncharacterized. Gene Ontology annotation, molecular function: carbohydrate binding. The record is from RefSeq and is marked predicted. NCBI's taxonomy places the organism in Eukaryota, Viridiplantae, Streptophyta, Magnoliopsida, Poales, Poaceae.